UUUUAUUUUUAUUUUUAUUUUUAUUUUUUGUAAAUAUGUUUGAAAAUAAAAACGUGUUAAAACGAGAUUCUACAAAUGGCAAAAUGAACUGCGAUCUAUUAAAGACAUGUUCUAAAGACUGUUAUCCAGCUUGUAGUUCUACUCAAAUAUGUACAUAUCAAAUAACAUCAGUAACUGAAUGUAGUACUUGUCCAGUAACUUUUUGUGUAGAAAAAAAUCAAGUACAACAAUUAUCAAGCUCAACUCUUAUUGAUUAUCAUAAACAGGAUAGCAAGAAUAAUAAUACAGCAUUAGUAGCAGGUCUAACAACAGGUUUAGUGGUGGCUACUUUGAUUAUAGUGACAAUAGGAGGAUUUGUUUUAUAUCGAAGACGAAAAUGGAAAAAAAUAUUAAAAUUACAAGAAGAAGAUGAAAAGAGAGCUUAUAUUCCACCUUAUCCGCCAAGAAUUGUAUCUGAAAUUCAAAACGUAUUACCACCUCCACCACCUGCAGUUAUUGUAUCUUCUUCUUCUAUUAAAAGUGAUAAUUCUAUACCACCUCCUAUUCCAGAUUAUUGGAAUCAACAGACUAUGAAAUUAGUAGAAAAUGAUCAUCCUCAAUCACCGUUUCUUAUCGGUGCCCAUAAUCUUCAAAUUCCGCAUCUUGAUACAACAAUACCCGAUCCGUCGUCGUUGUCAAAUAAGACACGACGAUCACUUUAUAUCCCAGCCACAACGACUCAUUUUGAUCAUGCUUCAUUUUUAAUAAAUAGAUCCUCAUCUGUCAAAGUCAGUAGUAAAUAUGAUAAUCGCCACUAUAACAUCAGUAAAGAAGAUGAUAGUAAUGAACCAGUAAAGAUUAGAAGAGCUGUUUCAGUCAAAAAGAAUAAUUCAACUGCAUCCCAUUCAAGCUCUAUUACUCGCGUAGGCAGUUAUCAUGAUAACGACGAUGGUGAUAAGAAAUAUAUUUAUUAUGCACAGCCUAGAAUGGUGCAUAUAAGUACAAUUACAAGUAGUAAUGAAAAAGGCAUUGUUUCUCGAAAAAGAUCUAUACGUACAAUCGCUAGUCAUGAAUCACCACUAAAACCUUUUAAUAUAUCUUUAACUGAUAAUCCUCCAAAUAAUAAUGAGAAUAUCGAUAUUUAUUAUAAUCCACCUUCAAUGAAUACAUCUUCUACUUGUACUCUAGCAGAUGGUGAAAUUACUGUAUUUUUAGAACCCAAUCAAUAAUUCGUAUUAUUCCCCUUAAUUAUUAGAGAUAAUAAUAAUAAUAAUAAUAAUAAAGUAGAGGGGAGGAAAUGGAAGGGGCAAAUUGUAAUAUGUUAUACCAAAGUUGUU
Molecule: messenger RNA, 1316 nt
Organism: Cokeromyces recurvatus
Lineage: Eukaryota; Fungi; Mucoromycota; Mucoromycetes; Mucorales; Mucoraceae
Exons: 2
Coding region: 36-1208 (390 amino acids)
Source: RefSeq, a predicted model, not a curated record